This is a messenger RNA of Poecilia latipinna (sailfin molly), 759 nucleotides long. RefSeq names its product adaptor related protein complex 2 subunit sigma 1 (gene ap2s1). Lineage: Eukaryota; Metazoa; Chordata; Actinopteri; Cyprinodontiformes; Poeciliidae. The record is from RefSeq and is a predicted model, not a curated record. Gene Ontology annotation, biological process: clathrin-dependent endocytosis; intracellular protein transport. Gene Ontology annotation, cellular component: membrane coat; AP-2 adaptor complex. The coding region runs from base 133 to 561 and encodes 142 amino acids. The transcript is spliced from 5 exons. Gene Ontology annotation, molecular function: clathrin-cargo adaptor activity.
CGGUUAGCUUGAUAAGAUAGCGGACGAGCGGUCAAUAGAAGAAAUACUGAUGUGUUAGUGUAAAAGUGGUGCUUUUUCUGCUCAGGAACGCGCUAUUCUGGAGCUCCCAAAGACUUUAUUUGGGAAACGAAAAUGAUCCGCUUCAUCCUCAUCCAGAACCGAGCAGGGAAGACACGGCUGGCCAAAUGGUACAUGCAGUUCGAUGACGACGAGAAACAGAAGCUGAUCGAGGAAGUGCAUGCCGUGGUCACUGUCAGGGACGCCAAGCAUACCAACUUCGUUGAGUUCAGGAACUUCAAGAUCAUUUACCGGCGCUACGCUGGCCUCUACUUCUGCAUCUGUGUUGACGUGACUGACAACAACCUGGCAUACCUCGAAGCCAUCCACAACUUUGUGGAGGUGCUAAAUGAAUAUUUCCACAAUGUGUGUGAACUGGACCUUGUGUUCAACUUUUACAAGGUGUACACCGUGGUGGACGAGAUGUUCCUGGCAGGAGAGAUCAGGGAGACCAGUCAGACCAAGGUCCUCAAGCAGCUCCUCAUGCUCCAGUCACUAGAGUAGAAGUCGAUCCCUCUCCCCCCACUCAUCUGCAGCCCCUGGCAUUCAACCCUAGCUUCUCCGUGUUUUAUAUCGCUCUGAAAAAGCAACCACGUCUCUCUCCUGCCACUCCUUCAAUGACUGCAGGGAAGCAGCAUUUUAGAGAACGUAGCCAAUAUUGUCUAAAUAUUGAUAUUCGAGGUAAACUACACUGCUUGCCGU